AUGCCCAUGAUCAAUAAGAUUGGUGGAAUUAUUUCCGAAGUGAAUCAUUCUCUUCAACAGCAACAUAAUAAGGACAGUUCAUCCGAUUUGGUGUAUAGCCUUUGUCAAGGAAUGGUUUAUUUCAAACCUCCGGAACAAGCUCUUCAAACGCUCUUACAACAUCAAUUGAUGAAUAGUUGUAAUACAUUGGGAUCAGAAUUUGGUUUUAUUCAUAAUUAUUGUGAACAUGAUUUUGGACGAAGAGUUGUGAGAGAAAAGGUCAAGGAAAAAUUACGACACAUUAACAAGUUGGAACAAGUGGAUGUGGUCUUGACGAGUGGUGCGAAUCAGGGUUUUGUGAGCGUCUUACUCUCAUUGUGUGAUGUUGGAGAUUCAUGUUUAUUGUUUGGACCUUAUUAUUUUAAUCAUUAUAUGGCCUUGCAAAUGUUUGGAGUGAAGCCAGUGAUAUUUGAUUGUCACGAAUGUGAUGGCUAUCAACCAGGUUGUGGACAUUGUGAUGACAUGAGCCGUUUUACAGAAUUUUUCGAAAAUUUAAUGAAACAGCAAGAAAAUCAACGCAACAAAUUGAAAAUGGUUGUUGUGACCACACCAUGUAAUCCAACUGGUGCCGUCUACACACAAUAUCAAAUCGAUACAAUCAGUCAGUUAUGUGCAAAAUAUGGUGUGUGGAUGGUUUGUGAUGAAACUUAUGAAUAUUUCAUUUACAAUGAUACCAGUGUGGAACAACAGCAGCAACCAAAUGCCACAUCUACAAAAACUUGUUAUCAUUACACACCUCAAGGAGAUCACAUUAUUCAUCUUUAUAGCUUUAGCAAAGCAUUCAGUAUACCAGGUUGGAGAUUAGGUUAUAUUGCAUAUCCAAGCUCAAAUACUGAACUAGCUCUACAUUUAAACAAGAUUCAGGACACUGUUGUCAUUUCAUCACCUGUGGUUUCACAACAACUUGCAUUCUGUAUACUCGACAUGGAAGACUUUGGAAAGCCAUGGGCUGAAGAGAAAAUCUCAACUCUCAAACACAAUAGAAAAGCCAUUUGGGAAGCUAUUCAUGAUUUGUGUCAACUUGAAAAGAUGCCAGAAGGUGCCAUUUACUAUUGGGCAACCUUUCCAAACUUCCUCAAUCAAGAACAUGUCACAAUGGAAAAAGAAUUUCAAGUCAUUGAGUGGCUCAUUCGAAAGCACAAAGUCGCCGUUCUUCCUGGAAGCUGUUUCGGAAAGCCAGGAGGUUUCCGAAUUAGCUAUGCCAACGUGAGUCAUCAAGUUUGUGAAAUUGCAGCAUCUCGAUUGAAAAGCGCACUUCAAGAACUUGCCAAUGGUCAAUUUGAAAAAGAUGAUCUCGAUCAAUAUGUUAAAACUUUUAAAAACAUGAAAUUUUAA
Molecule: messenger RNA, 1374 nt
Organism: Naegleria lovaniensis
Lineage: Eukaryota; Heterolobosea; Eutetramitea; Acrasida; Naegleriidae
Exons: 3
Coding region: 1-1374 (457 amino acids)
Biological process (GO): biosynthetic process
Molecular function (GO): pyridoxal phosphate binding; catalytic activity
Source: RefSeq, a predicted model, not a curated record